Messenger RNA from Haemonchus placei, 324 nucleotides. Lineage: Eukaryota; Metazoa; Nematoda; Chromadorea; Rhabditida; Trichostrongylidae. The record is from the annotation of a GenBank genome assembly.
AUGAGCGAUGCCAAGGAGAGUCUAAUGCCUGGUCCACAAGGUAGGACACCACACUUCUAUGAUGUUGAUCGUGGAGUGAAGACCGAAAGCUACAUCACAGCGGUGUCAAGAAAUCCGGUACCACCAACUCAACCGCCACCACAAAAACCAUCGGCUACCUACAGUAAGGUAACUGAAGAGGUAUCGGUCGAACCAGAGAGUACAGAGCCACGAACGAGGGACGAAGAUACGGUCGGCCUAACAGAAGAGGAACUUGAGCCCUAUCGAGAUGAUCCGACUUGGAAGACCGUUAGGUUUGUCCAAUUCUGUGAACUCGUCAUCUAA